Glycine soja is the source of this 1013-nucleotide messenger RNA. Its product is annotated as methyltransferase-like protein 5. The transcript has 9 exons. The coding region runs from base 95 to 739 and encodes 214 amino acids. Gene Ontology annotation, molecular function: nucleic acid binding; rRNA (adenine-N6-)-methyltransferase activity. Gene Ontology annotation, biological process: rRNA methylation. Lineage: Eukaryota; Viridiplantae; Streptophyta; Magnoliopsida; Fabales; Fabaceae. The record is from RefSeq and is a predicted model, not a curated record.
CCGGGCCUUCCGAUUGGAAAUGGUGGAAAAAUGAAAGGGAUGAUACAAAAUAGGUAGAAACGAUGGAAGCCGAAGGUUUGGAUUGCCGGAAAACAUGAAGCUUAAGCAGUUGGAAGGUCUCCUCGGUGGUCUUCAACAGUUCCCUCAACCCAAGGUCGAGCUUGAACAGUACCCAACAGGACCCCAUAUAGCUUCUCGAAUGCUUUUCACUGCAGAGAAUUCUUUUGAGGAUGUGAGCGACAAAGUAGUGGCUGACUUUGGAUGCGGUUGUGGUACGUUAGGUGUUGCAGCUGCACUGUUGAGUGCAGAACAUGUUCUUGGCAUUGACAUUGAUCCAGAAUCUCUUGAAAUAGCUUCCAAUAAUGCUGAGGAACUUGAGGUUGACAUCGAUUUUAUUCAGUCUAAUGUCAUGGACUUGGGAUGGAGAGGUCGAAUUGUUGAUACAGUUAUAAUGAAUCCUCCAUUUGGUACUCGGAAAAAAGGUGCAGAUUUGGAUUUUCUCUCCGUUGCUUUGAAGGUUGCUUCUCAAGCUGUUUAUUCCUUGCAUAAGACUUCAACAAGAGAUCAUGUGAAACGAACAGCAUUAAGGGAUUUCAAUGCUAGCAGUGCUGAAGUUAUAUGUGAGCUUCGAUAUGAUGUACCGAAAAUGUACAAAUUUCAUAAGAAGAAGGAAGUAGAUAUUGCUGUGGACCUCUGGCGUUUUGUACCAGCAGCAAGUCAUCAAAGCAGAAAUACUUGAUGCAGACAAGGAUAGUGUAUUUUGGAAUAGAUGAUAAGAUUGCAAGUAAAAAGAAAAUUUUGGGUACCUAAAAGGAUUAGAAACCUUCUCCGUAACUAGCUCUUGUAGUAAAUUGGGUGAUGCCACUUCUGUAGUUGUGUGUAUCUAUAAAUUUGAGCAAGUUAUACUCUUUCUGCUUAUACAUACAGAGUGUCUUCUUCGAGCUGGUUAUAACUGGUUGCUUGAUUAUGAAACUUGGUGAUGUUUUAAUAAUCCAUUGCACAAAGUUGCAUAA